Messenger RNA from Tachysurus vachellii, 5459 nucleotides. RefSeq names its product ELAV like neuron-specific RNA binding protein 4 (gene elavl4). Lineage: Eukaryota; Metazoa; Chordata; Actinopteri; Siluriformes; Bagridae. Gene Ontology annotation, molecular function: RNA binding. The transcript has 9 exons. The coding region runs from base 462 to 1817 and encodes 451 amino acids. Gene Ontology annotation, cellular component: ribonucleoprotein complex. The record is from RefSeq and is a predicted model, not a curated record.
UUUAAACUAAGAGCUAUGUUUUGGGACGGAGUAAUCUGCUAGAGAGCAGUGUGUGGAUCGGAGCGCAUUGUGCGAGUGAGUGUGCGGGGGACAGAUAAGGAAAGAAGCCCGCCAGACCGGCUGCUUGUUUUAAUGUGCUGACUCUGGGGAGAUAAAAAAAAAUAUAUUGACUCUUCAGUUGUGUGCCGUGAGCCAGGGCACGAGCUGCACAUUUAAGAGAGGUGCACCAAAUACAGGGCGUGAAAGCGGACAAAAUACAUCCAAGCAAAACAGUCCAUUUAGAGGAUUUUUCCCUCCCUUUCUCCUUUUUUUAAAUCUGAUUCCUUUUUCUUUGGCUGGGACUGUUCCCUGUUUCCGGUAGAGACAGUGCAAAAGGAAGGGAGACUUCCACUGAAGGACAGCCACUAGAGCAAGCACACAGAGGCGAGAGGACAAAAACGAAACAGUCGCUGAUAACCAAGAUGUUCGAAAUCAGCCGAACCCUGAACGCCGCUUUGUUGAGCAAUGAGUAUCUGAAGAUGAUGGUAAGGUACUCCCAGUACUCGGCACUAGCCCAGGCUGAAGGCUCCGUCCCAGGCAUGGGCUCCCUGCUUUUACCCCACGAUCCAUCCAGCCACCCGGGGGCCAGGUCACUGGGGGGAUCGACAGAGACUCAGUGGCGUCAGGCAGACUUGCCGCAGCUCCAGGGCUGGGCUGACAAGGGACUGCUGACACAGCCAAAGAUGAUAAUCAGUAACAUGGAGCCUCAGGUGACGAACGGGCCAAACCCGGCUACAGCCAACGGGCCAUCGAGCAACAACCGCAGCUGCCCGUCACCCAUGCAGACCAGCGGCUCCAACGACGACAGCAAGACAAACCUCAUUGUCAACUACCUGCCCCAGAACAUGACCCAGGAGGAGUUCCGCAGCCUUUUCGGCAGCAUUGGCGAAAUCGAGUCCUGCAAGCUGGUCCGUGACAAAAUCACAGGACAGAGUCUCGGAUAUGGUUUCGUCAACUACAUUGACCCAAAGGAUGCAGAAAAAGCCAUCAACACAUUAAAUGGACUCAGACUUCAGACCAAAACUAUCAAGGUGUCUUAUGCACGGCCCAGCUCAGCCUCUAUCCGCGAUGCUAACCUGUACGUGAGUGGGCUACCUAAGACCAUGACCCAGAAAGAGCUGGAGCAACUUUUCUCCCAGUAUGGACGAAUUAUCACCUCCCGUAUCCUCGUCGACCAGGUCACAGGUGGUUCGCGUGGUGUAGGCUUCAUUCGAUUUGAUAAGAGAAUAGAGGCUGAGGAGGCCAUAAAGGGCCUGAAUGGACAGAAGCCCUCUGGAGCGGCUGAACCCAUCACCGUGAAGUUUGCCAACAACCCGAGCCAAAAGACAAGCCAGGCUUUGCUCUCGCAACUCUACCAGUCCCCCAACCGCCGCUAUCCUGGGCCCCUGCACCACCAAGCCCAGAGGUUCAGGCUGGACAAUUUGCUUAAUAUGGCCUAUGGCGUUAAGAGGUUCUCUCCCAUCACCAUAGAUAGCAUGACCAGUCUAGUAGGAAUGAACAUUCCCGGGCACACCGGCACUGGCUGGUGCAUCUUCGUCUAUAACCUGUCUCCAGACUCAGAUGAAAGUGUGCUGUGGCAGCUGUUUGGGCCGUUUGGCGCCGUCAACAAUGUCAAGGUGAUCCGAGACUUCAACACCAACAAGUGCAAAGGGUUCGGCUUCGUCACCAUGACGAACUACGACGAAGCGGCUAUGGCUAUCGCAAGUCUGAACGGGUACCGGCUGGGCGACCGCGUGCUGCAGGUUUCCUUCAAGACCAACAAGACCCACAAGUCCUGAACUCCCUCCCCACUGUCGUGUAGCCCCGUCAAACACACCACUACUAACACCCACCUCAGCCCACACAGCUAGUCUACAACAGACAGGAACACAACCAAUCCACCAACUAAACAGGACUGGAUAUGGCUUAUAAUAUAACUUUGGACCUAUAAGCCAAUGUUGCCUAAGUAUUACGAAAUUGAAAAUGGAAAAUAUUAAUGAUUUGGAAGACCUGUAAGUGGUACAGGCAUUCUGUUGUAUAUCUUUUCCGUUCUAGUGAUUGUUCCUUUGAUUUCUCCUCUCUGUAAACAGUAGCAAAACCAGACCGCCCUUAUUUCAAAGAAGAGAAUGCCUUUCUUCUGAUUGUACUCUCUUGAUUCAGGUUUUCCUUUUGUUCUCUUUUAAAUCCGGAUCCACUGUCGUUAGUAUAACACCUCCCUGGGAAGAGAAUGGGAGGGGGCUCUUUUUAACAAAUUGGUGAUCAUUCAUUCAUUUCUUUUGGUGUAUAUUAUUAAGUCCCCCAAGUAAAUUAACAGGGAUGACACCAUCCCUUUUCUCUAACGGAAAAGAAAUUUCUAACAUUGUUUUGUUUUGUACUGCAAACAGAACACGUCUUUCCUCACGAGGGAUCGGGAGCUAGGGAGAGGGAAGGGAUGGGUUUGCACUCCUGUUGACAAAACAACACACACACACACACUGUUGCCAAAGAGAAGAUCUCUUUGCUUGAAAAUGUGUUUAGAAAAAAAAAUUUAAAAAUAAAGAGAAAGAAGAUCUAUUUUUAUAAAUAAUGAUUAAAAUAAUAAUUAUUGAAGAAUUUUUACAAGAAUCUGGAUUUGAAAAAAAGAGAAAAAUAUUUUGACUGGCUAAUUAGGGGUUGGGGGAGGGGUCAGGUGCCACCUUGUCUUGUUCGUUCUGCCGUGGUACUUUUUAGGAUCAAAGGUUGUUUGUUUUUCGGGGAGAACCAGAUUGGCAAUGGUUUUGUAGACGGCUGGUUUUAUCAAGGAUUGCAAAUUCAGGCAGGUAAUUUUUCAUAGCACGUAAUUGUUCAACAGCGAUCCCCUUUAGGCGAGGGAUAGGGUCUUCCCAGGCCUGAGGCAUCCUCACAGUCAAGAGCCCAAAGUAAGGCCACACAUUGUCCACUCAUUUUCUUUCCAUCAUCAGUCUGUUGGAUAUCAGUAACACAUGCACACGCACAUCUCCAUUUAGAAGACAUACAUUCUUACGGUUCCUUUCGCUCUGAGUUUGUGAUAUUGCAUUCGAGAUAUAAUUCCUUUAGCGAUCAACUGUAGGUGCUAUAUUACAUGGGUCACAUAUCUUAAAUAUCCAAGUUUGUUGUUCUGUGUGCUAUUUAGAGAACAAAAAAAGAAACUUCAAUGUUGGCAUUAAAUUGAGCUGCUGUUUCCGGUUUGUUUACUUCAAUUGCCGGCCCCCAUCUGGUACACAACAGUGAUGCCAGAUGAGCAAAUCUGGGCCUUGUAAGAAUCACUUAACAAGUUUUCUUUGGCUUGCUGACAUAUAGGUUACUUGCUGAGUGUACAGCGUUUGUCAAAAUUAAAAUGAUAAUUAGCUAGUUUUGUUAGUCUAGUAUUUGUUUCCUCAAAGGAUCUAUUACAAAUGUGUCUUUCUUUGUUGUGUACAAAUAGAUGAUAUAUAGUCUACAUUUGUUUUACAAUAUCUAUAUCUAUCUGAGUUGUCACUGUUUUUUGUUCGAGCUUGUCUUUUUUCAUAUGAAAACUUUAUGAAGUGAUGGUUCAUUUAAUUAGAAAACUCGUGAGGAAUCCUGUUUAAUAUGUUGUCAUGUCGCUUGUGGAAAAAAAAAGAAAAAUUGGACUCAUUUUUUUUCUGUUUACCGCCGCGGCAAAAGAAACCUAAAAAAAAUAGUUUCUUGGAAAUAUGUAUUUAUUUAUUGAUUGAUUGAUUGUUUUAAUGAUUACAUUAUUUAUUUAUCUUGAUUAUUUAUUUAUUUAUUUGUUGUUAUGUUGUCUGUGUUUUUGUGUGAUUCUGGUACAGGGAGGGGGUGUUUCUGAGCUAAAGGGAACAAACGACUAGGGGAGAUACUCUUCCAUUAGUCCUGUGCACUGAGAAAUUUUAGUACGUUUGUGCUUUGUACCAAUAUAUCAAAAUUACAAUAUAAAAAAGUUUAAAAGUCAAAAACUAAAAAAAUGUCAAGAGGGUGAGGCUCUUCCCUUAUUACUAGAAACAGUUACUCGCUAUGCAUAACCUAGUCAAUAGUUAAAUUUGCUAUUGCUUUUUUCUUGUCUUGUUAAACAUAAAUCUUUAAAUCUUUUUCAAUAAAGUUUAGUCUUAAUAGAAUGUUAUAACAGUUGUUCUGGUUCAAUAUAACCUGUGAUAAGUUUGUGUAGUUUUAAAAGCCGCUUCCCGCCCUCCCUCCACACACUACCGUUGCUUUGUGAUCCAACUUUAUGCAAAAAUGUGGGUCUUAAACAUAGUUUCUCAUGGAUUUGUAUGACAUCCAAUGUUUUAGGCUCAGCUGCCUUGAUUUGAUUAAUUAUAUGGUAUGUCAGUUGUUUAAGUAUUAUUCAUUGCAUUGGACCAAUCAGUGGAGAUUAAUGUAAUUUAACCUUGAUUUUAACUAAUUCCAUCAUUUGCAUAUGACAUCACAAAUCCAAAAAAGGAAAAAAAAAAAAGAAAAAAAAACAUUGACGCUGAUUGUACUGGUUGAAGUGAAAUAGCUAUAAGAAGAUGAUAUUUGAUAGAUGACACCCAUUAUAUAUUUUCUAAUAUAUAGUCUAUUUUGAGAGGUAAAUUUAGUGAAUGGCUCUUUGAGAGUACAGCAUCAGCUCAUGUUGAGAUAGAAAUUCUGUGAAUGUUAGAGGAUUUUAGCUAUGUAGAAGCAUUCAUACACAAUUUAUCAUUCAUCCAUUUGUUCAGAAAUCAAUCCAUCCUCUGCUCCAUGUGCUGAGCAGUAGCACAGACCUCCUCAGACCCCACCGCAGGUGGGAGGUUAAAUUAUGCAACGACCCUGGUAGAAUGUUGUUCUGAUGUAUGAUCUAAUUUCCUACGUCACUUCCUCCUCUAUGCUCAUGGCAUCACCCUCCAUUAGUCUGUGUAUAACUGGGAUUGAGUGAGUGAGCGUGUGCAUGUGUGAGUGUGUGUGAGUGUGUGUGUGUACACGCAUGUAUGUGGGGUGGGGGGGGUGAGGAUGUUUGGAACAUGGGGCCAUGCCUCCGUGGUACGUGCCCAAAUCGCUGUGGCUCACUUUCUCCCCCGUAGCGCCUUAUAGUGGCAGCCUGCCAAUAGGAAACCAACAGCCAGUAGUGUAGGAGGGAAGGCCAAGUGAGGAACAAGGCUCUUGUCAUUUUUCAUUUUCUCCUGAAGAUGUGUUUGUUUACUAUCUGAGAAUCUAUAAAUCUUUAAAGACAAAAAAGAGUAAAAAAAAAAAAAAGUUCACUGGACCAAGCUGGUCUCUCCUAUUUAUGUUAUUACUUAGCUAUCAAUUAUUGAUUAUUGUUAUUAUGAUUACUAUUAUUCUUAUUAUUCUUAUUAUUAAUCAAAUUACUGCGAUGAAUGACUUCAUGUUAUCCUUGCUAGUUUAGGUCAUUUCUGAAACUGGAAAACAAAAUAUGGAAAAAAAAUCUUGCUGUAAAUGUUUUUUUCUUUUUCAUAAACUGUUGUGUUUGAAUUAUUUGUACUUUUGAAUGU